This is a messenger RNA of Acanthosepion pharaonis, 1758 nucleotides long. Lineage: Eukaryota; Metazoa; Mollusca; Cephalopoda; Sepiida; Sepiidae. The record is from the annotation of a GenBank genome assembly.
AUGGAAGCAGCUGGCCUCUCUCUCUCUCUCUCUCUCUCUUUCUCUUUCUCUCUCUCUCUCUCUCUCUCUCUUUUCAUACAUCCCAUUCAAGAAUUUAUUUGGAUAUCAUUUGAAAAAAAAAUUCUUGCUUCGAUCGUUCAGAAUUAUUCUCUGUUGAUGCAUGUGUUUUUCUCUUUUUCUCUUUCUUUUUUUUUCUUUUUUUUUUUUACUUUUUCUGUUUUCGUUAACUUUUUCUUUUCUCUUUUCUUUAACUUUUUCGUUUAUCUUUCUUCUUUUUUAUUUUGCUUUUUCGUUUUAUGCUUUCUUUUUUUCCUAUUUUCUUUUACUUUUGUUUUUUUUAUGGUUUCUAUUUUUUUGUGUGUUUUUUAUUCUUUUACGUUUUUUUAUAUUUUUUUUUAUUUUUCUUUGUUCUUUCGUACUUUUUUCUUUAUUUGUUUUACAUUUUCCUCUUUUUUUUUCAAUUUAAUUUUUCUACUUAACUUUACUUUUAUCUUUUUCUUUUAUCUUUUUUAUUUUAUUUUUUUAAUUUUAUGCUUUCUUUUUCUUUUUUUUCUAUUUUCUUUUACUUUUCUUAUUUUCUUUUCCUUUUUUCAUUUUUCGUUUUUUAUUACUUUUAGCUUCACCUUUUGCAUUUUCUUCUUCCUUUGGGCUUUUCCUGCUGAAAUUUUAUUAUUAUUUUCCAAUUCUUUUACUUUUCUUUUUUUCUGUUAUUUAUCACAAAGCAAAAACCUCACCCAGGUGGAGGGACUCAGUCGAGGUUCAUCGAGUCUCGACUUGUGUCGAGGUAUUAACAACGGCUCUUCGCCCCUGGUCCGUAGACACCUUGAGCGCACAGAUUCUAUUUUCUUAGUGACUUUUCCCUUACUGGCUCCUGUGAUGCCCCAGUUUGUUGCAGGCUCGGCAGAGAGGCUGACCAGCAAAACCCUUGCAUCCUUCCUCCAUGAUAUCCACACGUUUCUCCUUUGUAUAAACUGCUAUCUCUCUCUUCCCCUUCUCUCCGCUCUCUCUCUCUCUCUCUCUCUCUUUCUUACUUUCAUUCUCUUCUAUCUUCUCUUCUGUCUCUCUUCCUAUCUCUUUCCUUUCUCUAUUUUUUCUACAUUCUGUAACCAUUUUUUUCUCUCAACUCUCACUCUGUCUCUCUCUCUUUCUUUCUUUCUUUCUUUCUUACUUACUUCGCUCAUUCUUUCUUUCUUUCUUUUUUUUUCUACAUUGUUAUUUUAUUCUAUACCCAUUUCUCUUUCUUUCUUUCUUUCUUUCUUUCUUUCUUUCUUUCUUUCUUUCUUUCUUUCUUAUUCCUGUCUCCUUCCCUUCUUUUUGGUUCUUUCUCACUUUCUUUCAUUCGUUCAUUCGUUUUUGUUUUCUUUCAUCCUUGUUUCUUCCUCUCUCCUUCCCUUCUUUCCGUUUUUUUCCAGAGUUCUUUCUUUCUUUUUCUUUCUUUCUUUCUUUCUUUCUUUCUUUCUUUCUUUCUUUCUUUCUUUCUUUCGUUUGUUCGUUCGUUUGUGCGUUCGUUCUUUCUUUCAUCUUUGCUUCUCACCCUCUCUUUCAUUUCUUCUCUUUUCUUGUUCUCCCGUUUCUUUCUUUCUUUCUUUCUUUCUUUCUUUCUUUCUUUCUUUCUUUCUUUCUUCCUUCCUUUCUUUCUUUCUUUCUUUCUUUCUUACUUGCUUUGUCCUUGUCCUCAUUUCUCCGCCCUCACCGAUUUUCUUCCAGAUACUCAUCGACCAUUGUGCAAUUACUUCAUCAUUAAUUUCUAUCUCUUAA